Molecule: messenger RNA, 4653 nt
Organism: Colletotrichum orchidophilum
Lineage: Eukaryota; Fungi; Ascomycota; Sordariomycetes; Glomerellales; Glomerellaceae
Product: RecF/RecN/SMC N terminal domain-containing protein
Exons: 3
Coding region: 1-4653 (1550 amino acids)
Biological process (GO): mitotic chromosome condensation
Cellular component (GO): chromosome
Molecular function (GO): ATP binding; ATP hydrolysis activity; protein binding
Source: RefSeq, a predicted model, not a curated record
AUGUCAGCUCGCCCGCGCCGAGCGACGCGCCGCCAGGCCAUCGUCGACUCUUCUGAUGACGACGAAGUGGCAAACACCACGGUGAAGAGAGAAGAGCAGAGCGAAGAGGAGUUCGCCCCGGAGCCUUCAAAAAGCCCAGUGCGCCGGCCAACACGGGCCCGCAAGAGCGCUGCCCCCCCAUCGGCGUCCGCCCCGACAGCACCUCGGCGCCGCGGCAGACCUAAGAAGAAUGCUGAUACGACUGUGACCGAGGAGCCCACAAAGCUUGAGGCCUCAUCUGUUAUAGAAGACGCUUCGGUUGCAGAUGGAACUUCCAUCGCAGAAGCGCCCUCGGCGGUGGAGGAACCGUCUGUUGCGGACGAGACAUCUAUCGCCGAAGAGCUCUCAACGCAUGGCAUUACCCCCUCAAUAGAGCCCAGCGAAAUCUUUGAUCCCGACCAGACGGUUAGCAAGAACGAGCCGCCAUCCUCCACAAGGAAACCCUCUCCCAGGAAGCCUAGAAACAGCGCUGCACCCCGAGCUUCCACCAAGUCCUCGACACCGUCAUCUAUACCAAAUCCCAAGCCAUCUGCUACGCCCGAGCCCUCUCGCGUGCGCGGCGAACCUCUUGCCGACAUCACGGCUGCUUCAGUCAACGAACAGAAACCAGUCGCGGAUGAGACGCAAGCUACAUUCAAGCCUGUCCGCGCGAUGGACACUGUUUUGGAGAAGCCAAUGGACAUUGUACUGAAGUCGCGGACUCUUACCGCACCAGUGGUGGAAGACACGACUCCUAAGCCUCGUCUUGUUAUCUCCUACCUGAUUCUCACCAACUUCAAGAGCUAUGCUGGACGUCAGGAAGUUGGUCCUUUCCACGGAUCAUUCUCGUCCGUCGUUGGUCCCAACGGUUCGGGCAAGUCCAACGUUAUCGACUCCCUCUUGUUCGUCUUUGGUUUCCGCGCAAGUAAGAUGCGCCAGGGCAAGCUUUCCGCUUUAAUCCACAACUCAGCCCAGCAUCCGAAUCUGGACCAUUGCGAGGUUUCCGUACAUUUCAGAGAGGUCAUGGAUCAGCCCGGUGGUGGACACGAAGUCAUUCCCGAUUCCGAUCUCAUCAUUUCGCGCAAGGCGUUCAAGAACAACUCCAGCACAUACUUCAUCAACGGCAAAGCCUCCAACUUCACUACGGUUACUACCCUCCUUCGCGACCGCGGCAUCGAUCUCGACCAUAAGCGUUUCCUCAUCCUUCAGGGUGAGGUUGAGUCCAUUGCCCAGAUGAAACCCAAAGCUGCCCACGAGCACGACGACGGUCUUCUUGAGUACCUUGAGGAUAUCAUCGGCACUUCGAAAUACAAGACGCCCAUUGAAGAAUCUGCGACAGAGGUUGAGACUCUCAACGAAAUCUGCAUGGAGAAGAGCGGCCGUGUUCAGCAUGUGGAGAAGGAGAAGAACGGUCUCGAGGACAAGAAGAACAAGGCCAUUGCAUACAUUCGCGAUGAAAACGAGCUCACAAUCAAGAAAUCUGCCUUGUAUCAGCUCUACAUCGGCGAAUGCAACGACAAUGUUGCUGUCACCGAGGAGGCGAUCAGUCAGAUGCAGGCGCAGCUGGACGAAGAAUUGGAGAAGCACCAUGGCGGCGAAAAGAUCAUCAAGGAACUCCAAAAGUCGUACUCUCGGGGCAGCAAAGAAUUCGAAGCGCAAGCAAAGGAAACUGAGGCUCUUGUUAAGGAGAUGGCCAAGUUCGAGCAAGAGCGCGUCAAAUUUGACGAGAAGAAGAAGUUCCUGAACGACAAACAGAAGAAGCUAGAAAAAACGAUCGCGAAUGCCGACAAGUCCGCGGCCGAAGCAGACGAGACCGUUGCCCAAUGCGCGGAGGAGAUCGAGACUCGCGCCAAGGAAAUUGCUUCCCUCGAGAUCAGAGUUCAAGAGGAGGAAGCCGAGCUUGCGACCAUCCGUGAAGGUCUCAAGGGCAAGACCCAAAAGUUUUCCGAUCAGAUCGCUGUCAAGCAGAAGUCAUUGGAGCCGUGGAAGGAGAAGAUCAACCAGAAGCAGUCGGCCAUUGCUGUUGCAGAGAGCGAGAUGAAUAUCCUCGAAGAGAAGGCCAAUGCCGGUGCUGUGGCCAUUUCUGAGACGGAGGCAAAGAUUGCCGCCAUCGAGGAUGCUCGCGCUGCCAAGGCUGAGGAACUCAAGGAGUGCCAGGCUGAGAAGGUCAAGCUCGAGGAAGAGAGAAAGGAGGCGGAGCAUGAGUUGACCCGAUUCAAUGCUCACGAACCCAAGAUUCGCGCAAAGGUGUCUAACGCAAGACAGAAGGCGGACGAGGCUCGCUCUAGUUUGUCUAAGACGCAGACUCAGGGCAAUGUUCUGACCGCUCUGAUGCGCAUGCGCGAGUCUGGUCGCAUUGAUGGAUUCCACGGAAGACUCGGCAACCUGGGCGCAAUUGACCAGAUGUACGAUGUGGCCAUCUCCACGGCCUGCGGCGCUCUCGACAACUUCGUCACUGACACCGUUGAGGCUGGUCAGCAAUGCAUCGAGUACCUUCGCAAGACCAACUUGGGUCGCGGCAACUUUAUGUGUUUGGACAAGCUGAGAGUCCGAGACAUGAAGGCCAUCCAGACUCCGGAGAAUGCGCCUCGCCUCUUCGACCUUGUCAACCCCAAGGAGGAGAGGUUCCGACCAGCAUUCUACCACGCCCUCCAGGAUACACUCGUAGCGAAUGACCUGGCCCAGGCCAACAGAAUCGCCUACGGUGCCAAGAGAUGGCGUGUUGUUACCUUGGCCGGCGAGCUGAUCGACAAGUCCGGUACUAUGUCUGGUGGUGGCACAACUGUCAAGCGAGGUCUAAUGUCUUCAAAGCUUGUCGCCGAAACAUCCAAGGAACAAGUGUCGAAGCUCGAGGAAGACCGCGAUGUCCUUGAGGAGAAGUUCCAAGACUUCCAGGAACAGCAGCGCGAGCUUGAGACCAGGCUACGCGAACUCAACGAUCAGAUCCCUAUGCUCGACACCAAGAUGCAGAAGAUCACUCUUGAGAUCGAGAGCGCGGCAAGGAACCUGGCCGAUGCUCAUCGCCGCAUCAAGGAGCUGAGCAAGGAGCAUCAACCUUCUGCCUCGGAUAACAACCGCAUCGCGGCGCUCCGCAAAGAGAUUGCCAAGCUCAACAAGGAGGUUGAGAAGCUCCAUGACGAGACAUCUGGCGUUGAGGAAGAGAUCAAGGCUCUGCAAGACAAGAUUAUGCAGGUGGGUGGUGAGAAGCUUCGCCUGCAAAAAGCCAACGUCGACUCUCUGAAGGAAGAGAUUGUGUCUCAAAACGAAGAGACUUCCAACGCUGAGGUCCGCAAGGUCAAGGCCGAGAAGCAAAAGGCCAAGCUUGAGAGGGAUCACGCCAAAGCCACCAAGGAUAUUGAGGUGGCGAUCCGCGAUCUGGAGAAGCUUGAGCAUGAGAUCGAGAACCAGGGCGAGAAGGCUGAGUCUCUACAAGGCCAAGUCGACGAGGCCGAGGAGGGUUUGGCAGCCAAGAAACAAGAGCUGACAUCCCUCAAAGCCGAGCUCGAUGAGAAGACCUCAGAGUUGAAUGCCACUCGGGCCAGCGAGAUCGAGAUGCGCAACAAGCUUGAAGAGAACCAGAAGGUCCUGAUGGAGAACCAAAAGAGACUAAUGUACUGGAAUGACAAGCUGUCCAAGCUGGUGCUUCAGAAUGUGGACGAUCUGACGGGAACCUCCAACUCUGUUCCCAAGGCCACCCCUGCCCCGGCCCCUGCUGAAGGAGAAGACGACGCAGAAGUCGAUGGUGACAAGACAGUAACUCAGGACGCGGUCACUGGCGAGGAGUCCCAGCCAUCCGUUGAAGCCGAGGAUGAGGACGAACAAUCCGACGAGUCUGAACUGCCUGCUCAGACGAUCCACCAAGCCCUCGAGCUACCUGUCUACACUCCUGAUGAACUCGCGGACAUGAGCAAAGAGAAACUCAAGGGAGAAAUCGCCGCCCUGGAGGAGAAGACACAAAACGUCAAUGUGGAUCUCGGUGUCCUCGCCGAAUACCGCCGCCGUGUCGAAGAGCACGCCGCCCGCUCAUCUGAUCUUCAGACCGCCGUCAACCAACGUGACGCUGCCAAGAAGCGCUGCGACGAGCUCCGUCGUCUGCGUCUCGAAGGCUUCAUGGAGGGUUUCAGCACCAUCUCUCUCCGCCUCAAGGAGAUGUACCAGAUGAUUACCAUGGGUGGUAAUGCCGAGCUUGAGCUGGUCGAUUCACUCGACCCGUUUAGCGAAGGUAUCCUCUUCAGUGUCAUGCCCCCGAAGAAGUCAUGGAGGAACAUCAGCAACUUGUCCGGUGGUGAGAAGACGCUCAGCAGUUUGGCGCUUGUCUUUGCUUUACAUCAUUACAAGCCGACGCCUCUGUACGUCAUGGACGAGAUUGAUGCUGCGUUGGAUUUCAGAAACGUCUCAAUCGUUGCCAACUACAUCAAGGAACGGACGAAGAACGCCCAGUUCAUUGUCAUUUCGCUCCGAAACAACAUGUUCGAGCUGGCCGCUCGGCUUGUUGGUGUCUACAAGGUGAACCACAUGACGAAGAGCGUAACGAUCGAGAAUCAGGACUACAUCGUGCGGACUCGCGUGCAGGGUCAGGGCCAGGGCCAAGGCCAGGUUCAGCAAGCCACGCAACAGACGACAAUGGCGCGAUGA